AUGAACUUUCUCAUCACAUUCUAAUCACAUUAUUCUACAAAAAGAGAUCCAUUACAACCGCCAUUGCAGGCCGCCCAACCAUACCAUACGUUUUCCUCUGUUUCUCAAAUUUCCACCACCACCAUCAUCAUCAUCCAUGGCUUCUUCUAACAACAACAUCUCCAUCAAAAUCAUUGACAAAUGCAGAGUUUCUCCACCACCAGCGCCAUCAACCGAUGUUACUGUUUCUCUACCUCUCACUUUCUUUGACUUGUUCUGGGUUCGCUUCCACCCCGUUGAGCGUGUCUUCUUCUACAAACUUCACUCUCCUCCAUCUUUCUUCAUCGAACAUGUGCUUCCCAAGCUCAAAACCUCGCUCUCUCUUACCCUCCAACACUUCCUCCCUCUUGCUGGAAACCUACUUUGGCCUUCUCAUUCAGAUAAACCAAUCCUUCAAUACAAUCCUGGUGAUGGUGUUUCACUUCUCAUAGCAGAAUCCGAUGAAGAUUUCAACCAUCUUUUGGGCUAUAACUCACCACGUGAAGCUUCUGAAAUUCGAUGCUUCGUACCAGAACUGGAAACACUGGAAUCUCGUGCUGCUCUUAUGUCUCUUCAGAUCACUCUCUUCCCGGACAGUGGAUUCAGCAUCGGAAUCAGCACCCACCAUGCUGCUCUCGAUGGGAAAUCUUCCACCAUGUUCAUCAAAGCAUGGGCUUCCAUAUGUCAAAGCCUUGAAGAAGAACAGGAAGAAUCACCCACUUUGGUUCGUGAAUUCGAGCCUUUCUUUGAUAGAGAAGUUAUCAAAGAUCCAAAGGAUGUUGGACUCUUGUUAUUGAACCAUUGGUCGGAUGUCAUGUCCAAAAUGUUCCCUGAUGAGAACAACAUCAAGAAAAGCUUGAAGAUUCUACCGUUCGAACCCAAGGUGAAGGACUCGGUUCGUGCAACGUUCAAGCUCACGCGUUCAGAUUUGGAGAAGUUGAAGAAAAAGGUGUUGUCCAAUUGGAACAGCAACGUUAAUAAUGGUGAUGAUGAAGAAUCUACAAACACACCACCUAGUACUCUUUCUACUUUUGUUCUAACAUGCAGCUAUGUCUUGGUUUGUAUCGCCAAGGCGAUUAAUGGAGUUUUUAAGGAGAGACAAAAAUUCGGGUUCGCUUUCACUGGUGAUUGUAGGAACAGGUUAGAGCCUCCAAUACCUGAAAAUUAUUGCGGUAACUGUGUGUGGGGUAAUUUUGUGGAUGCAAAACCAGAGGACUAUGUUAAAGAAAAUGGAGUGGUUCUUGUCGCUAAGGGAAUUCACAAGACGACAAAAAUGUUGGGUAUUGAAGGUUUUCGUGGUGUAGAAGCAUCAGCUUUUGAUAAGUACAUGAAUAUGGCUAAAGAAGGAGUUGAAAUUCUUGGUAUUGCUGGUUCUAAUAGAUUUGGUGUUUAUGGUAUUGAUUUUGGUUGGGGAAAACCUGAAAAAGUUGAGAUAGCUUCGAUUGAUAGAGGUCUAACGAUGGGUUUGGCUGAGAAUAGUGAUGGCAAUGAAGGUGGGGUUGAGGUUGGUCUUGUUCUUAAUAAGCAGGUGAUGGAUCUGUUUAGGACUUUGUUUCGUGAAGGACUUGAAGAUGAUUAAUUGUUUGAUUAGUGAUAUUAUCGGACUUAAUUAAUCAACUAAAUUAGGUCCUGAUGAUAAUGAGUUUGAGCCAGCAGUAUUUUAUUGUUGUUCUUUUUUUAAAUGAAUAAGAAAUGAGUAAAAGAUUUGUCUUGGAA
This is a messenger RNA of Arachis stenosperma, 1734 nucleotides long. Its product is annotated as phenolic glucoside malonyltransferase 1-like. Bases 137 to 1597 code for a protein of 486 amino acids. The record is from RefSeq and is a predicted model, not a curated record. The transcript has a single exon. NCBI's taxonomy places the organism in Eukaryota, Viridiplantae, Streptophyta, Magnoliopsida, Fabales, Fabaceae.